This is a messenger RNA of Fusarium graminearum PH-1, 1188 nucleotides long. RefSeq lists its product as uncharacterized. Bases 1 to 1188 code for a protein of 395 amino acids. Lineage: Eukaryota; Fungi; Ascomycota; Sordariomycetes; Hypocreales; Nectriaceae. The transcript has 5 exons. Gene Ontology annotation, molecular function: S-adenosylmethionine-dependent methyltransferase activity. The record is from RefSeq and is a predicted model, not a curated record.
AUGAGAGCACAUCUCAUCGCCCUCACAGGGCUCAUCUUCAGCCCCCUACCCACUACCGCAGACCAAAAUAUCAAGGUUGAUGGCGUCGCAAACCCUGACUUUGCCUCUAUCCCCAACCUGUCUGGCUUCCUCAAUCAAGCUGUUGUUCCUCUGGAAGAAGCCUCUGAAACACCCAGCACACCUCGCCAUGUUGAAGCAAACAAGAAAUUGACCAAGGCUAUGGCGAAGGGAUGGGGGAACUGGAAUGCCCAUCAUCCCAGACAUCGACUGCUAGAUGCCUUGUACGGAUAUAGUAGAUACUAUGAACGACAAAAGGCUGAGCUUGGUCGAUUGGAGGGUCUCUAUAAACAUGUUUCAAAGGCUCAAAAGUCUCUACUAGAGCACUCAGUUCAAUACUCCAAGAAAUUCACUCGCAUUGAUAAUCUUCUCAAAAAGAACCAAGAACUCUGCAACAGAAUCGUGCAAUACGCAAUGCACUUCUACGGCAUUGAUCAUGAUGAACUCAACAAGCACAUCCAAAGCCUUGAAGUAUCAGGGAAACUUGCCGACAAAAUCUCAGUCUCUCAAGCCUUGAAGCAUUACGUUCGUGACUGGACCGAGACAGGCGGCGCUGAAAGAAAAGGCACAUUUUCGUGUCUGACCAAAACACUAGAGAGCUUGUUCCCUGAGAGAAAAGGGGAAACGCCAGUGAAGGUUCUUAUUCCUGGUGCUGGACUGGGAAGAUUGGGGCAUGAUAUUGCAAGACUUGGGGGCUUCGACGUAACCAUCAACGAAUGGUCCAUGUACAUGAAUGUAGCAUAUCGCUUCCUCGAAGCCAACCGCUCUCAAAACUCACACUCCCUGCACCCCUUCAUCGAUGGCUGGUCUCACCACGCCACCGAAUCCAACAUGGUUCGCCCUCUUUCCUUUCCAGACGUGACCCUUAACUCCACGUCUGUGGUCCUCAUAGAAGGUGACUUUACAACUGUGUUUUCCACACCAGGUGAAUACGAUGUUGUAGUCACAUACUUCUUCAUCGACACGGCACGCAACCUAAUGAGCUACCUCGACACGAUAAAAAAGGUGCUCAAACCAGGUGGUCACUGGAUCAACCUCGGACCGUUACUUUACGGUACAGGGCCAUUUGUGCAGUUGAGCUUGGAGGAAAUCUUGGUGUUUUGGGUGGCGAGGAGGUCUAUGAAGCCUUAA